Molecule: messenger RNA, 1056 nt
Organism: Rotaria sp. Silwood2
Lineage: Eukaryota; Metazoa; Rotifera; Eurotatoria; Philodinida; Philodinidae
Source: the annotation of a GenBank genome assembly
AUGGCUUCAUCAAACAGGGAAGUACAAGUUCUUAUCGAUUUAAAUAAAAUUUUAAAUCUUAAUGACUCAAAUGAAAUAAAACGAAUACAAAAUGAAUUUGAAACAAAUGGCUGGUGUUUUGUUUUAUUAACAACUGAACUUAUUCUAGACAAGGAACUAGUAAAAGACAUAUCGGAUUUUUUUUCAUUUGAUGACGAUAAGGAUAAGUAUUCACAAUCUGCACCCAUAUAUGGAUAUUCGAAAAUCAAUCAUAGAGAAGGAAUUAAAUUAUUAACUGGAAAUUAUUUUAUUGAUUUUGCAUAUAUUAGUUUAGUACCAAUGUCACUGAUUCAACCAUUAAAUUAUCUCUCACAAGUAUUAGAUGCUGCUACAAAACGUUUAAUUGAAGUUCUUGAUCAACAUUGUGUAUUUCAAAACAAACCAUCUUUAUCAAAUCUGAUUGAACAAGCAAAUCUUCCAUUAGAAGAACAACAUUUUGGAAUGCUUGAUAUUGUAUCAUAUUUCAAUGAGAAAUUCGGUUUUCAACCACCCGAAAAUGGACAAUCUACUGAAGAAGUUAAUUGUGUUCCACAUUAUGAUCCAGGUUUAUUAUCAAUUAGUAUUUUAUCAACAUAUGAAGGACUUCAAUUGAAAAAUAUGAUAACUAAUGAAUGGAUAGAUGGACCAUUAGAAUCAAAUAUAGGAGUUAUUUGGUUAGGAGAAGCAGCGUCUCGAAUAACAGAGAAUCGACUUAAACCAGGUAUUCAUCGAGUUAUUUAUCCAAAAGAAUCAAAACGACGUCUUACAAUUUGGUAUGAAUUAUGUACAAUUGAACAAUUGAAAAGUAUAAGUGAUGAAAAAAAGGAUGAAUUAAUGCUGGAAGAAACAGUGAUUUUUCGAAGUCUUCAUAGACUAAAUGGAAUUACUGUUUUACCUGGCGAAAAACGGCUCGAAUUUUUAAAACGAAUUGAGAUGGGUUUUGGUUUAUCGAUGAGCAAAUUUGUUCCACGAUAUCAUCUAGAAAAACAUAAUAUUUUGUAUCUAACAGAAGAUUUAAAAACAUUAAAUCAUUUAUAA